Messenger RNA from Callorhinchus milii (elephant shark), 2143 nucleotides. It is a transcript of the gene p2ry1, whose product is annotated as purinergic receptor P2Y1. Gene Ontology annotation, biological process: phospholipase C-activating G protein-coupled receptor signaling pathway; platelet activation; relaxation of muscle. NCBI's taxonomy places the organism in Eukaryota, Metazoa, Chordata, Chondrichthyes, Chimaeriformes, Callorhinchidae. The record is from RefSeq and is a predicted model, not a curated record. The coding region runs from base 87 to 1151 and encodes 354 amino acids. Gene Ontology annotation, molecular function: G protein-coupled ADP receptor activity; ATP binding; A1 adenosine receptor binding. Gene Ontology annotation, cellular component: plasma membrane. The transcript has a single exon.
CCCUUUCUGUGAGGCCACGUUGCUUGUGAGUGCCAUUAUACUCGGGCUGACGCGGAGUGGAGCGGUAACCGGAAGCGGAGAGUAAAAUGGCCGAGGCGCUGCUGAAUCUCUCCGGCUUGCCCGACGAUCUUCCCACCAGCGUGAACAAGAGCUGCUCGCUGAACACGGGCUUCCAGUUCUACUACCUGCCCAUCAUGUACAUCUUGGUCUUUGUGACCGGUUUCAUCGGCAACAGCGUGGCCAUCUGGAUGUUUGUUUUCCACAUGAAACCCUGGAGCAGUAUCACCGUCUACAUGUUCAACCUCGCCCUGGCUGACCUCUUCUAUGUCUUCUCGUUGCCCGUCCUGAUAUUCUAUUACUUCAACAAGACUGACUGGAUCUUCAGCGAGGUGCUGUGCAAACUGCAGAGGUUCAUCUUCCACGUGAACCUGUACGGCAGCAUCUUGUUCCUUACCUGCAUCAGCGUCCAUCGCUACACGGGAGUGGUACACCCACUCAAGUCGCUGGGGAGGCUGAAGAAGAAAUCGGCCAUUGUGGUGUGCGCCUGCGUGUGGCUGAUCGUCAUGGCCGGCAUUGCUCCCAUCUUGUACUUCUCCAGGACAGGCCUGAAGAAGAACAGGACCACCACUUGCUUUGACACCACCUCAGCCAACCUGCUCCACAACUAUUUCAUCUACAGCAUGCUGACCACCGUCUUCGGGUUCAUCGUCCCCUUUGUCACCAUCUUCGUCUGCUACGGUUUCAUCGUACGGGCGCUGGUGAGCAACGACAUGAAGACUCCUCUGAGGGGCAAGUCCGUCAGGCUUGUCAUCAUCGUGCUGGCGGUCUUCUCCUUCUCCUACCUUCCGUUCCACGUCAUGAAGAACCUCAAUCUUCAAUCCAGGCUGUACUACCAGGGCCCCGAGUGGUGCGAGUGGAACAGGCGGGUGUAUGCUACCUACCAGGUCACCCGAGGCCUGGCCAGCCUCAAUAGCUGUGUGGACCCCAUCCUGUACUUCCUAGCCGGCGACACCUUCAGGCGGAGGUUUACCACUGCGGCGUCGCGGUUCGUGUCCAGGCGAGGGGACACCGUCGUGCAGUCCCGCAGUGAGGAUAAUCCCCUCCACGGGGUGUCCGAGCACUGCCAGAAUGGGGGGGACACCUCGCUGUGAGCGCACACCACUGAACAGGAAGCACGUGCUUUAGCACGGAGAAACACAGUGGAGCCCACCACCCCCCACCACGCACCCCACCCCACACAGUCGCCAGCUUCUUUCUAAAGCUUAGAGCUUAAAGGAACCAAUAUUUACGAUGCCGAGCAUCGCCCAAUUUAACAACUGAACUGCAGAGAACUUACCUCCUCCCUUAACUUCCAAACCAACCACAGUAUUUUCGUUUUUCUUGUUUACAGGUUUCUUCGUGUGAAAAAGAGGGAGAGCCCUUUCUCUCCUGAGAGAGAGAAAGAAAGAGAGAGAGGGAAGGACUGAGAAAGAAAGAGAGAGACAGAGAGAAAGGGAAUCCCAUUUCGAACUAAGUUGACAGGAUUUUCUUCAGCAAAUUUAAUUUGCAAUAUCUCUCUCUUGCGUCAUUUGCACCCCGCAACGUUGCAGAGCUCCCAUCAGCGCAUUUUGUAAUGAAAUGCAAGAAAUGUGAGGCACUGGGCCAGCCUUGGUGUGACCACCGCCCCUUCUCCUGCUGUUAAGGGAGCAGAUUGUCUUGAUCUUCGCUCAGCAACUCUCUAAGAGGCCACAAGCCAGAUUUACUGCUCUGCAUGAGAGAAAGUUGGGAGGGAGGUGUGGUGGGGGGGGGUAUCGAGGGAGAGAAGAAAAGUAUGAAUUUUAAUCUUACAAUCUGAUGGUGACUGCAACCAGAUUCUGACCAUCCUGCCGAUACCCAGCUUGGGACAGUUUGCAGCCUAAUCUGAUUGCAGCGUCCUUCAGGGGAGGUUCCAAAAAAGACAACAACUUGCAUUUGUAUAGUGCCCCUCACACUGGUAGUGACCCGGAGCGCUUGACAGCAGCGGAGCACGAGGCCGAGCCAGCGGGAGGGGGUAGAUGACCGUAGCACGGUCGAAGAGGAAGGUCUUCAGAUGCGACCUGCUGAUGGGGAAUGAGAGGGCAAAGCGGAGGGAUAGAGGGAGAGUCUUCAAGCGUUUCGGGGCAUA